CUAGAGUCCCGGAAGAGGCGUUAACCAACGGAAGGCAGUGGCAAGAUGGCUUCCCUAGAUCGGGUGAAGGUGCUGGUGUUGGGGGACUCAGGUGUUGGCAAAUCUUCACUAGUUCAUCUCUUAUGCCAAAAUCAAGUGCUGGGAAAUCCAUCGUGGACUGUGGGCUGCUCAGUGGAUGUCAGAGUUCAUGACUAUAAAGAAGGCACCCCAGAAGAGAAGACUUACUACAUAGAAUUAUGGGAUGUUGGAGGCUCUGUGGGCAGUGCCAGCAGUGUGAAAAGCACAAGAGCAGUAUUCUACAAUUCCGUAAAUGGUAUUAUUUUAGUACAUGACUUAACAAAUAAGAAAUCAUCCCAAAACUUGUAUCGUUGGUCAUUGGAAGCUCUCAACAGGGAUUUGGCACCAACCGGAGUCUUGGUAACAAAUGGGGAUUAUGACCGGGAACAGUUUGCUGAUAACCAGAUCCCACUGUUGGUAAUAGGGACUAAAUUGGACCAGAUUCAUGAAACCAAGCGCCAUGAAGUUUUAACUAGGAUUGCUUUCCUGGCUGAGGAUUUCAAUGCAGAAGAGAUUAAUUUGGACUGCACAAAUCCACGGUACUUAGCUGCAGGCUCUUCCAAUGCUGUCAAGCUCAGUAGGUUUUUUGAUAAGGUCGUAGAGAAGAGAUACUUUUUAAGAGAAAGUAAUCAGAUUGCAGGCUUUCCUGAUCGAAAAAGGUUUGGGGGAGGAACCUUCAAGAGCCUUCAUUACGACUAAAUUACACUUAUCCUCUGGAAGAGUGAGCAAGCAGUGGCGGGUUUUCACAGCUUUCCUCUUACUGUGUCAAUUAUUAACGUCUCAGCCUUUUAAUGAAAUCAUCUUAAAACGCCACCCUUCAGCCUCACGCUCUGAUGGAAAAAAGAAAGAAGUAACAGUGUGGGAGGUCCAGAUUUUGUCCCCAUCCUCUCUGUUCCUCACCUUCCUGACCCUGUUUAUAGAUUAUGUAAAAGUCUUGUGGAAAUAUGAGAUGUCAGAAUGAUGCAGUAAAUGAACAGUGACAGAGUGCUGCAGAGAAAAUUUACUCUUGCCUGGAGCUGCUGAGUUUUUAUGGGUCUGUAAUUUUCCCACACUGAUUGCUGAAGGCUUAAUUAAGUACUUCAAAAAUGUAUCUCUAUUGUUUUACCUUCUUGAGGGGAAAGGUUACAUUAACCAGACCUGAGUUGUCCACCGCAAACAAUCUCUCUGUCACUUUGGAAGCAGCAAAAUGGUGUUAUUUAAUUGUCUCCACCCUCAUCACACACAGGGAUACCUAAUAAUAGCAGCCCUUGUCUGCCACUCCUCUCCUUAAAGGGCUCUGUGGCUGGAAGAGGCGGCCUAUAGCUGGAGUUAAAUAUAAAUACAGAUUAAUAAUACAUACAGAACGGCAGUACCAGGAGAGAAUUCUGUGAGAAACUGACAGCUGACCAAAUCCGUCACCCUUUAGGAUACGGCUGUCUGCAUUCCCUUACCUAAGACCCGCACAGCCUCUUCAUUUUUAUUUUUCUGAAGGAAAAGUCAAGUCCUGAAAUAGUAAACUAAGAAUAUUAUACUUUGUGUCAACAAUGUGUUUAUGGAGAGAAGUAAAAAUAAGUUCCACAGCCAACACAUUUCCAUGAAUUAUGGACUUGGAUUCCGUAAUCACUCCAGUAAUUUAUUUAACAUCACAUUGGUUUGUUUAUAUGUUUUGGGUGAGUUUUGCUUGGGGGGGUUGUGUUUUUUGGGGAUGCUGUAUGUUUGUAUGCAUAAUCAUUCAUUGUUACUUUUUUUACCCAUCUUUUAUUGCCUGUUUAAUUCUCUCUGCCCCAGUUCUUUCUUAAUAUAUAAACCUGGUUUCCAAAA
Loxodonta africana (African savanna elephant) is the source of this 1857-nucleotide messenger RNA. It is a transcript of the gene RABL3, whose product is annotated as RAB, member of RAS oncogene family like 3. The transcript has 8 exons. Gene Ontology annotation, molecular function: GTPase activity. The coding region runs from base 46 to 756 and encodes 236 amino acids. Gene Ontology annotation, cellular component: endomembrane system. Lineage: Eukaryota; Metazoa; Chordata; Mammalia; Proboscidea; Elephantidae. Gene Ontology annotation, biological process: intracellular protein transport. The record is from RefSeq and is a predicted model, not a curated record.